Messenger RNA from Trichoderma atroviride IMI 206040, 477 nucleotides. RefSeq lists its product as uncharacterized. Lineage: Eukaryota; Fungi; Ascomycota; Sordariomycetes; Hypocreales; Hypocreaceae. The record is from RefSeq and is a predicted model, not a curated record.
AUCCGCCGUUUUCAGGGGAUUCUAUUGAGACUCGAGGCUUUUUUAUACCAUCAGUCCAUUACUUUGUUUGCACUAAAACUCCCCUCAUGUCUGAACUAUCCAGUGCUGCGGCCGCUAUAGUCGCCAACGCGACCAAGAAGCUCAGGGAAGAAGGCGAGGCGGCCAAGAGUCGUCUCCUAGAUCAGCAAUUCCAUAUCAGCCGCUAUGCAGACCCCUUGGUUCUACGGAAGGCGGCAGACCGUCAGUUUUGGCCAAAGGAUGUGACUGUAGAGAUGGAAAAAAGAUGGCUUGCUAUGAUUAAGGAGCUUCGGUCCGUUUAAGCUAUGAGAUUGGGUUUGGAGUUUGGCAGACGGACGGACGGACGGACAGGGGAGGAUACUAAUGCGCCAAGCUUGCAUUUUACGAUUACAUGAUAAUGAAACGACUCAUUGGCUUGGAGCUAUUCAAACAGCUGGCUUCAUGAUUGCUAUUCUAUCU